Lymnaea stagnalis (great pond snail) is the source of this 6985-nucleotide messenger RNA. NCBI's taxonomy places the organism in Eukaryota, Metazoa, Mollusca, Gastropoda, Lymnaeidae. The record is from the annotation of a GenBank genome assembly.
GGAAGAAAUAUGCUGAAAUAAACAUUCCAAAUGAGUUAAGGUGUACAGGUAGCUUUAAAAUCCAUGUACAAAUGUGAAAACCAGUGGCACGGGAGCUCGUAGGGGUGUUGACUCUAAUCACCGGAUGGAGGUGUGUCUCUUUCCUUCUCUACCUUGUUCCUGGCAUAGAUGAAAGAUCAAAGUCAUGUGCCAAGAUGGGUCUUGCAUUAGCUUAUUUGGGGGGGCGGGGGGGAGGAAUGGGGGUCGGGGUUGCCCGGGCAUCAAUGGUUCAGUUGUAGCAAUCAGUUUGGUAGAUCAUCCUUUCCGAUAACACCAAGUUUUUCUUGCUACCACAACGAAUAUUUAUCUCCUAGCAUGACAACAUCUCGUCACACCACCAAAAAAAAAAGACAACACAAAAAAAAACAUCUUUUCAUUCCACCAAAAGCAAAAUAUGUUCAAUCUACCAAAAAACCACACCUUUUCAUGGCACCAAAACAAUAGCUUUUCAUCUCACCAAAAAUCACACCUUUUCAUGCCACCAAAACAAUAGCUUUUCAUCUCACCAAAAACCACACCUUUUCAUGCCACCAAAAUAAUAGCUUUUCAUCUCACCAAAAACCAUACCUUUUCAUGCCACCAAAACAAUAGCUUUUCAUCUCACCAAAAACCAUACCUUUUCAUGCCACCAAAACAAUAGCUUUUCAUCUCACCAAAAACAACACAUUUUCAUGCCACCAAAACAAUAGCUUUUCAUCUCACCAAAAACCACACAUUUUCAUGCCACCAAAACAAUAGCUUUUCAUCUCACCAAAAACCACACCUUUUCUAUCUAAAAAAAAAACCCCACAUCUUUUCAUGAUUACAAUGCAUCACAUCCAUACAAACCCCACUCUCCCCCCACCCCAACUUCAAGCUCCGCCCCUCCAUCACCCCACCCACAAUUAUACCACGUGAUACUAACACUUUUUUCCCCUCUUUUUUUUCUUAGAUCCGAACCACGUGAUCACCAAGACUGGACACCGUCCAAAUGUACGCAUUGCGAAAAUCGUUCUGACCACCCGAGAUCGGGAUUACCCCACACCUGUACAAAAAGUCUGGGAGUGCAGGGAAAUUCCACCACGUCCCUCUCAUCAAUAAUUGGACAUAAUUAAACGCAGGCCGACACAGCUUUCACGGCAUCCUAUUGAUAUUGCUAGACACUACUGCUUCUGUCAUUUACUGUGAAGCAUCGUACUUCUAGAUACCAGCAGCAGCACUGAGAAGAUCUUCAGUCCUUUACAGUGAAACGCGGUAUACUUCUAAACACUAGCAGAGUUCAGACGAUCUUCAGUAAUUUUCAGCCAAGCACAAGUCCGUUUGGACAUUCAGGAUUACAUGCUGCAUCUUAUAGAAAACGUCUUAUCUGUAAUGUGUUUUCAAAAGGACUAGGAAUUGUGUUGAUAGAUAUAUAUUUUAAAAAAAGAUAAAUGUUAAUUGAAAUGACAUGUAUUCCUUAACAGAGAAUUUAUCAUCUAGAACUUUUAUUCUGUAGCAUAUGUAUUUCCUUAACUCUUUUCUAUUUUCAUGAGGAGUCUUUAAGAAUUAAUGAAAUUUUCCGGAAAAAAACAACAAAAGAAACAAGAUAAUUUUAAUUGUAAAUACGUCAAGGAAAAGAUUGGUUUCGUAAUCAAAGUAAAAAGUGGGGACACUUUUGCUACAUCGAUGAGUGGAAUGCUGUGUAGUACGUGGUAGAGCUGUUGGACGCCACUGGAGAAAAAAAAAGUGUUGAGCAUUUUAUGUAAAGCGUUGAUCUUCAGGCUUCACAAAGCAAAGGACAGCAGUCUACCUUUUUCUGUGAGCGUGCGGAUUAACACUAAUCUGCUGGAUGAUGAGGUGGGCAAGUUUCGCCGAUUUCGAGAGCUUCCAGGCACAGAGAUGACCUCAGGGGUCAAGGUGAAAUUUUCCACCGAGGGCAUCGAAAUAUGAUUCACGCUUGGGCAGCUAUUAGCAUCUUACUCACGACUGUCACCAUGGGGUGAGUUGUAUAAUACUCUAAGACAGCGGUUCUCCCCAAUGCCGCGAGCCUUUAACAUAGGUCCUCAUGUGUGGUGUCCCCCCCCCCACCAACUAUAAAAUUACUUUCGUAUCUACUUCAUAAGUAUGUGUUUUCGGAUGGUUUUAGGCGACCCCUGUGUAAGAAGGGUCCUUCGACAACCAAAGCGGGUCGCAGCCCACAGGUUCAGAACCUCUGCUCUGAGACAUCCCACGAAAUCGUGAGACCACUAGUGGUUUUGUUUUCUUCUUUUUUUUUCAAACAAUUUAUUUUUAUUUUUGGAGAUUCCUAAUCAUCUUGUAAUUCGGGUUAAAGGUCACGCUCUCCUCGACCCCACCCCACCAAAAAAAAAAAUAAAAAUGUUUCAGAUCAUCUCAUCAAAAAUUGCGCCACGAAUACAAGUUUAAAAAAGCACCAUUGCCUAGUACAAAAAAAAAAUACGACGGUGUUAGGAGUAUUUACAACACCGAGAAUCGAAAGAUCAGGGGAGUGCGUGGGGAGGAGCAUGAUAGUAAAAAAAAAUAAUGAGGCGUCUGGGAUUUUGUUAGUAGGAAUAUGGAUUAAUCUGAGGACUAGCUUCAAAGGUUCUCACAACUUUAUUAUUAUUAUGUUUUGUUUUUUGUUUGUUUGUUUGUUUGUUUUUGUUUGUUUUUUUUUUUUUUUUUGCAAUCCCAAAAUGCAUACAUAUCCCGUGAUGAUAUAUUUAUCAUACAGAGCUUUACAUUGUAUUUUCUUAAACCUUCUUCUAGUAGGAAAUGUUUUCCCACUUUUAUUUUGAGGCCUUGCCAUUUACACAGGAGAUAUGAUUUUUUUUUUCUAUCCAAACGAUGAUUUUGUUGUUCUCAGUGGAACCACUAACAACAUACUGCGCCUGAACAUCAAGAAAGAGCCCAUACUAGACCCCAACACCGUGUGCAAGACGUACCCGGAACUGUCGUCGGGGCAGUACAAUCUGUGCCGGAAGUACCCCGACGUCACCGCGUCUGCGAUCCAGGGCGUGCAGAUCGCCGUCCACGAGUGCCAGCACCAGCUGAGGACGCACCGGUGGAACUGCUCCGCCCUGGAGAAGAAGAACAAGAACCCGCACGCCAGCCCCAUUCUAACUAAAGGUGAGUUUUGACCCCCCACCCCCACCUCCUCUCCAAGUAAGCCCCAUUCUAACUAAAGGUGAGUUUUGACCCCCCCACCCCCACCUCCUCUCCAAGUAAGCCCCAUUCUAACUAAAGGUGAGUUUUUCACCCCCACCUCCUCUCCAAGUCAGCCCCAUCCUAACUAAAGGUGAGUUUUGACCCCCCCACCCUCUCUCCGAGUAAGCCCCAUUCUAACUAAAGUGAGUUUGUACCCUACUCCCCAAACCAGCCCUAUUUCAGCUGAAGAUAAAUUGUUAUGUCCCAUGUUGGUACCGUUUUAGCUAAAGAUGAGUUGUGAACCCCACGACAGCCCGCCGUCCCCCCCCCCCUUUUCCACCAUUGUACUUAAGGUGAGUUUUGACCCAACGCCAACCCCUAUUUUUAGCCAAAGAUGAUUUGUGACCCACAUGCCAGCCCCAUUUUUAGCUAAAGAUUUGUGACCCACACGCCAGCCCCAUUUUUAGCCUAAGAUGAUUUAUGACCCACACGCCAGCCCUAUUUUUGGCUAAAGAUGAUUUAUGACCCACACGCCAGCCCCAUUUUUGCUGAAGAUGAUUUGUGACCCACACGCCAGGCCCACUUUCAGCCGAAAGUGAGUUAUGACCCUACUACAACGCCUGUCCCAUUUAGGCUCAAGGUUUGAGCUAAGAACAUCCGCACGCCAGCCAGGCUUCCAUUCACGGCAAGACUUCUUUUGGGCAAUGUGACACAGGGGGAAGUUUUGAGUUGAAUGAAGAACAGGAACAGAGGGAUUACUGUAGCCCAUUGGGAUGCAGCAUUUCGGUCCUAUUUGACCGCCAGACUAGAAGCCCCUAGUCUCUACAGUAAACACGUAUCACUUUAAUUAAUCUCAGCUAAAACAACGUCUGACAUACCAUUCAAAACAUUACUUUCCAAAUGCUUUUUUUUUUUAAUUUAUUUUUUUCUCUGAACAUAUUUCUUGGCCCCUCUAAUUUUCUAAGAGCCAAGUUUCCACUGCAGAGACUUAUACAAAGGUCUCACUUUAAAAAUAAUUUAUUUUUUCAUUGGUUGAAAAUGUAUGAAAAAAUAAUGAAAUAUUGUACUUUAUUAAUCUAGUACAGGGCAAAAUCCAAAACUAAAAUUCUUUCUCACUAUCCAUUUCUCGUUUAACCUUUAACCCCAAAGGUUACAAAGAAACGGCCUUCGCCUACGCGAUCUCCGCAGCCGGCGUGACGCACCAAGUGGCCAAGGCAUGCAGCAUGGGGAAACUCAAGUCUUGUGGCUGCGACAUGAGUGUCCACGGGAGGAAAGGUAAUUUGUAGGGAAAUUCUGAAAUUGAGGGAAAGGUUAUCCUGAUUGUUCUGUCUUGAAUUUCCUCCACCAAAAAAAAAAAACCAAUUUAAAAUUGCAAAUAAAUCUCUUACAUCAGAUAUUUAUCGUCCUACCAUUAUCUUCAAAGGGCAUCCUUAUCAUGGGCGCUGCCUCCCCUACUGGUUAACACUUUGCCAUAUUCCAUAGAUUAAUGUAUAUUCCUGAAUAAUAUUUUUUUUAAUACCACAAGCCGCCUCUGUUAUAUCAACUUUGGGCAUACCCCAAACACACAGUCUAGGAAUAGUAUUUUGUUAGUGACAAUACCGAGCUACCACACCGGUUAUUCCAUUCAUUACGUUUGACUUCCCUUUAACACCACACCUUUCACAGGUCGCCACACGGAAGAUGACGUGGAGCGAACCUUCGAGUGGGGAGGCUGCAGCCACAACAUCGAAUUCGGUGCCAAGUACGCCCUGAAGUUCUUGGACUCGAAGGAAGUGGCCAGGGACGUUCACUCUCAGAUCAAUCUGCACAACAACAGGGCAGGGAGACUAGUACGUACAAUCAGGGCGUGUGUGUGCUCGCCGUUAUCGCCACGAUCAAAAUGUUAUCAUUAUGAAUGUUAUGGUCAUUAAAUUAAUUGGGUAUACAUACUUUAAAAAAAUUAAAUAAAAAAUGCAUAUAGUUUACCAUCGGUUCUAAGAAAGAUUUUUUUUUAAAAAUAUAAUAUUGAAAAAAUGUGGAUGUAUCAAGUGGAGCAGGCUGUAGUUUUAAUUUGAAGAAGUGUAAUUUUAUGAGCAUAUGCCCCUGUAGAAACUAGAGAUAAAUUUAAAGCCAAAGGAUUUUAAAAAAAAAAAAGAAAUGCAGAUUAAAAAUAGCACAGUGGGCACUUGCAACGUAUAUUAGUGUAGCAGGCAUGAGCACAACAAGAAUUAGUACAGUAAGAAUUAGUACAGUAAGAAUUAGUACAGUAAGAAUUUUACAGUAAGAAUUAGUACUGUAAGAAUUAGUACUGUAAGAAUUGGUACAGUAAGAAUUAGCACAGUAAGAAUUAGUACAGCAGUUAUUAAGAUGAGCACUAUAAUUCCCCCCCCCCCCCCCAUACCUUUUGGGAUCACACAACCCACAAUUUUAUUAAAAAAAAAAGGGAAAAAAGAAAAANGAGAGAGAGAGAGAGAGAGAGAGAGAGAGAGAGAGGGAGAGAGAGAGAGAGAGAGAGAUUUAAUUUAUAGUAAUUAAUGGACUGCAUUCAAUAGACUUAUUUAAUAUGGCACAUUUUGUUUUGUCUUGAGACACUCUGCCAACCAAAUCUCCCGGCUCCACCUACUAAAAAAAAAAUACAACAAACAAACAAACACAAAAACCCUCAAAAUGCACAUUUCCAUCUCCUAGGCUGUCACGAGAAAUGUCCGCGAGCAGUGCAAGUGCCAUGGAAUGUCCGGCUCCUGUGAACUUGAGACCUGCUGGAAGGCGGCGCCUGACUUCCGGAAGGUCGGUGACGUCUUGCGGAAAAAAUAUGAUGUAGCCUCUAAGGUACAGGUAACCAAAUUGUUUCCAUAUCGCCUAUACUUACUUAGACGGAGACCAUUGCCCGGAUGUCAAAGACGUGGUUUAAAAUUGUUUCAUUAAUAGUUCGUAUGGGAAACGACUCAUGAUAGACACAGACACGAAAUUAUAAUCUUCUUGCCUCCCUUUAACUUUUUUAAAAAAAUCCUGGUACUCUUUCUUUAAUUUAUAAAACCUACUUACGGCAUAAUAUGUUCAUUUUGAGUUAUACAGACGUGUAAGGGGCAAACAAAUUUCAUUCUGGCGGUGUCUAAGUUUCAAAGGGAAAUAACAUCAGAUAUCUUUUUGUGACAUGAAUUAAGGGCUACUUCCCUUUAUUUACAAUAAUAAAUCUUUUAAGCUUCCCAAUCACUUGAAGAUUUGAUAAAGAAAUAGUAGAGGGGGGGGGGGCGGGUAGAGUUAACUUAGAAGAAUAAAGUUUUGUAUGCAUACAAUACAAUAAAAUUACAAAUGAAAUACAACAUAAAGACUAGCCCCUCCUCCCUCCUCCCCCUCUCCCUCCCUCCACGCCCUAACAACUUUUCACGGACCCCAAGGGGUUAGGAACCACUGGCUUAUUUAUUUUUUAUACUAUUACAUUAAAGAGAAAGAAGUCUUUACAGUCUAAUUAGUAAAUUAUAUAUAUAUAUUGUAAGCUGAAAUACACGCUCCUAAUAUUGAUGAUGAACUUUUCCCACUGCUUCAGGUUGACAUAACCAACACGGCCGACGCAAAGCUAUUCAAAAGGAACGGCCAACGGCCGCACAAGAUGGACCUCCUCUUCUACGAGAAAUCCCCGAACUACUGCGAAGAGAACCCGAACCUGGACUCGCCCGGGACGACGGGCCGAGACUGCAAUAGGAGCAGCGACGGCAUCGACAACUGCGACACGCUGUGCUGCGGGCGCGGCUACAACACGGUGCGCGUCAGCCGCUCAGAGCGGUGCAACUGCAAGUUCUACUGGUGCUGCUACGUGGAGUGUCAAACGUGCACCUACACCGAGUGGGUGACGGUGUGCAAGUGA